Messenger RNA from Panthera uncia (snow leopard), 1836 nucleotides. RefSeq names its product ribosomal oxygenase 2 (gene RIOX2). Lineage: Eukaryota; Metazoa; Chordata; Mammalia; Carnivora; Felidae. The transcript is spliced from 10 exons. Bases 108 to 1502 code for a protein of 464 amino acids. Gene Ontology annotation, cellular component: nucleolus. The record is from RefSeq and is a predicted model, not a curated record. Gene Ontology annotation, molecular function: histone H3K4 demethylase activity; histone H3K36 demethylase activity.
CGGUGUUCGCCGGCUACCCCGCGCCGCCGGGGGCGGGGUCGUGCACGUCCUGUUGGGCCUCCGAGCGCUGGUGCACCUCGUCACUGCUUUGUCUUGAAGACAGAACGAUGCCGAAGAAAGCAAAGCCCACAGGGAAUGGGAAGGAAGAGGGGUCUGUUCCCUGCAAGCAGGUGAAGAUAGAGGCAGCUGGUGGACCCUCCUCUAUUUUAAAUUUUGAAAGCCCCAGUGAUCUGUUUGAAAGUUUAAUCUCGCCCAUCAAGACAGAGACUUUCUUCAGGGAAUUCUGGGAGAAGAAGCCCCUUCUUAUUCAGAGAGAUGACCCUGCAGUGGCUGCAUAUUACCGGUCCCUGUUCAGGCUGUCAGAUCUGAAGAGUCUAUGCAGCCGGGGUAUGUACUAUGGAAGAGACAUAAAUGUCUGCCGGUGUGUCAAUGGGAAGAAGAAGGUUUUAAAUAAAGAUGGCAAAGUGCACUUUCUUCAACUGAGAAAAGAUUUUGAUCAGAAAAGGGCAACAAUUCAGUUUCACCAACCUCAGAGAUUUAAGGAUGAGCUUUGGAGGAUCCAGGAGAAGCUAGAAUGCUACUUUGGCUCCUUGGUUGGCUCGAAUGUAUACAUAACCCCUGCAGGAUCCCAGGGCCUCCCACCCCAUUAUGAUGAUGUCGAGGUUUUCAUCCUGCAGCUGGAGGGAGAGAAACACUGGUGCCUUUACCACCCCACUGUGCCCCUGGCACGAGAGUACAGCGUGGAGGCCGAGGACAGGAUUGGGAGGCCGACACAUGAGUUCACGUUGAAGCCGGGUGAUUUCCUGUACUUCCCCAGAGGGACUAUUCAUCAAGCGGACACUCCUCCAGGUCUGGCCCACUCUACUCACGUGACCAUCAGCACCUACCAGAACAAUUCAUGGGGAGAUUUCCUUUUGGACACCAUGUCGGGGCUUGUGUUUGACACCGCAAAGGAAGAUCUGGAGUUCCGGGCUGGCAUACCCCGGCAGCUGCUCCUGCAGGUGGAAGCCACAGCGGUUGCAACAAGAUUAAGUGGCUUUCUGAGGACCCUUGCAGACCGCCUGGAGGGCACCAAAGAGCUGCUUUCAGCAGACAUGAAGAAGGAUUUUGUUAUGAACAGACUCCCCCCUUACCAUAUGGGAGACGGAUCAGAGUUUUCAACGCCAGGUGGACAGUUACCAAGGUUGGACAGCACAGUGAGACUGCAGUUUAAAGACCACACCAUCCUCACAGUAGGGCUGCAUCAGGAUCAGUCUGAUGAAACUCAGGAAAAGAUAAUUUACAUCUAUCAUUCCUUAAAGAACAGGAGAGAGACACACAUGAUGGGAAAUGAGGAAACAGAGUCUCAUGGACUUCGCUUUCCUUUAUCACAUAUGGAUGCACUGAAGCAAAUUUGGGGCCAUCCAGCUGUUUCUGUCAAGAACCUGAGACUUCCUACAGAUGAGGAAAAGGAAAAUCUGGUGUUAUCCCUCUGGACAGAAUGCUUGAUCCAGGUAGUCUAGUGCCUUUCCAGAAUUGAGAAUGGACCAUCUGUAACAUAUGUAUGAGAAGAGGAGGAGCAAACAUUUAUGUGCUAGGCAGCUUCUGUUGCUUUCAGUCAGCAGCCUGGGAAUGGUUCUACAGCAGCUGUCUUUACAACUGUCCUUACCUAACGAUGUGAGACCUCCCUGUUUCAGGAAGUUGGUUGGCCAUGUGUAUUACAGAGGCACAUGGAGGAAAGAAUGGCAGAUGAAGUAUAUGUCUCAGAAAGUAACAAAACCGUACUUUUGACAAACUUCUUUAAUCCAGUGUGGUAGAAAAGGUACAACUCCAAUAAAUGUAUCAUUGAAAUUUGAA